AUGGCUGAUAAACGAGUGGAGUUUGUGAUCAAAGGUGAAGUAUGUGAAGAAGCCGUAUUCAGGUGGUACAACGACGCAUGUACAGGAGGACCUGGCAAGAGAAGUGAUCUCUCAUCAAAAGCCAAAAAACAUCUGUCUGCAAUGGGAUGGAAUUUCUGGCACGCUCCGAAGAAUGGAAAAUAUGAACUCCGGUAUCAAUCACCGGGAGGAAAAGUUUUCUAUACACUCAAAGCGGCUUGCAAAGGCUAUAUCGACACGAUAUCCGGGGCCGGGAAAGGAGAAAAAGGGGUGGCUGUUGAGAACUUGGAGCCCAAGCAACCAUUAAAGAGGAAGAGUUUGUUUUCAGAAAAUCAAGCUUUUGCUGAAACUGUUUGGCCCCAAGCACGAACAAGAGAAACGAAGUUGAAAAAAGAAGAUAAUAAACUUCGUAUCGACAGAAGAUCAGGGACCAUAGGAGAAGAAAUACAAUUUGCACCUGCAAACUUGGAUACCAAGCAACUAUUGAAAAAGAAGACUUUAUUUCUAGAAAAUCAAUCUUUUGAUGGAUCUUUUCCGCCUCAACCAUCGAAAAGAGAAAAGAAGUUGAAAAAACAAGAAAAUCAAAUCAAGCCUCGGUUGAUCAAACGAUCGAGUAUAAGAAUACGAGAGGGUCCGGUGCAGAAUUCCUCUCAAGGUAAUCCUAAAACCAUUCUCUCUUGGUUGAUUGAUAACAAUGUGGUUUCAAAUCUAGGAAAAGUGUAUUACCGCAGUAAGACAGGGAUGCCAUUGAAGAAGGGAAGGAUAACUCGUUCUGGGAUUCAUUGUGACUGUUGCUUGAAGGCUUUUGCUCUAACUGCCUUUGAGGCUCAUGCUGGUAGUACCAACCAUAGGCCAGCGGCUAAUAUCAUCUUGGACGAUGGCAGUGGCAGGUCCCUUUCCUAUUGUCAAAGACAAAUUCGUGAUUCGAUGGAGAGUUCCAAGGUACAAAGCCCUGAAAAUGUGUCGAAGGACGAUUCAAAUCCACAUAUCAGUGACGAUGUUUGCUCUGUUUGUUGUGAUUGGGGAGAGUUGAUUUGCUGUGAUCGUUGCCCUUCUGCUUUUCAUGCGAAUUGCUUAGGCCUCAAGGAAGUUCCAGUUGGCGACUGGUUUUGCCCUUCCUGUUGUUGUGGCAUUUGUUGCGUUGGACCUUUAAGCAAUGGCGAUAAUUUUCAUUCUUGUCAACAAUGUGAGCGUCAAUUUCAUGUUAGGUGCCUGAGGCUGAAGGAAUCACACGAACCGAGUGAUUAUCAGACUGGGAAGAACAAUUGGUUCUGCAGCCAUAGCUGUGAAAGUAUCUUUUCUGGCCUACAAAAUCUUAUGGGAAAGCCAAUUUCGUUGGGGAACAAUCUUACUUGGACAUUAUUGAAGACUGACGCCUGCUCCAAUCGUUAUACUUAUGGUUAUAGCCUGGAUUCUUCUGCAGAGAUUCACGGUAAGUUGAAUGUUGCACUUGAUGUAAUGCAUGAGUGUUUCGAGCCUAGUAGCGAUGUUUACACAGGUAGAGAGAUAGUUCAAGAUGUGAUUUUCAGCAAAGGAUCAAAGCUGAAACGAUUGAAUUUCAAGGGAUUCUAUACCAUGAUCAUGGAGGAAAAUGAUGAAAUGGUUACUGUGGCUACUGUGAGGGUACAUGGUGAAACGGUGGCUGAACUGCCCCUUGUUGCCACCAGGUUCAGCCACCGACACCGCGGUAUGUGUCGAGUUUUGAUCGAUGAACUUGAAAAGAAUCUAGCGAAAUUGGGGGUGCAGAGGCUAAUUUUACCUGCAGUGGCUGGUGUGGUGGACAUGUGGGUUACCAACUUUGGGUUUUCUCGGAUGACAGGUGACGAAAGAUCAAAAUUUCUGCACUAUACAUUCCUAGACUUUCAGGGCACCAUAAUGUGCCAAAAACCAUUGAAAACAGAGUUGUGA
Messenger RNA from Hibiscus syriacus, 1926 nucleotides. RefSeq names its product increased DNA methylation 1-like. The coding region runs from base 1 to 1926 and encodes 641 amino acids. Gene Ontology annotation, biological process: negative regulation of DNA-templated transcription. NCBI's taxonomy places the organism in Eukaryota, Viridiplantae, Streptophyta, Magnoliopsida, Malvales, Malvaceae. Gene Ontology annotation, molecular function: acyltransferase activity, transferring groups other than amino-acyl groups; transcription corepressor activity. The transcript has a single exon. The record is from RefSeq and is a predicted model, not a curated record.